AAUCAUGAAGGUCUUUGCUCUUGUCGCUGUGUUGGUGGGCGUGGCCGCCGCCCUUCCCGGCCUCCGUCUGCGUCGCGACUCGUCUCCUCUGCGCUUCGAGCUGCCCUCCAACGCCUCGCUGGUUCUGGGUGGAAUCAACACCGGCUUCGACUGCGCCGAACUCCCCUACGGUUACUACGCCGACACCAGCAACGACUGCGCCCUGUUCCACGUGUGUCUGCCCUACAUCGACAACAACGUGUAUAUCACCCGCCACUUCUCGUUCAUGUGCGGCGAGGGCACCAUGUUCGACCAGGAGCGUCUCGUGUGCGCUUUCCCCGAGGAAGCCCUUCCCUGCUCCGAGGCCGCCGCCUUCAGGAGGUCCAACGAGUACUUCGGGCGCUCCGACGUCAACUUCCUGGAGUAAUAGAGCCCAGACCUUCAAUCAUCACCCCAAAGCCCAUAAUAUCAUCUUUAUUAAACAACCAUUUUUAUAUCGAUCCGAUUUCCGAUAUUAAAAUCUGAAUCAUA
This is a messenger RNA of Penaeus chinensis, 510 nucleotides long. Its product is annotated as U-scoloptoxin(01)-Cw1a-like. Gene Ontology annotation, molecular function: chitin binding. The coding region runs from base 5 to 406 and encodes 133 amino acids. The record is from RefSeq and is a predicted model, not a curated record. The transcript has 2 exons. Gene Ontology annotation, cellular component: extracellular region. NCBI's taxonomy places the organism in Eukaryota, Metazoa, Arthropoda, Malacostraca, Decapoda, Penaeidae.